CUGCCCACGCUCUCGCUGGGUUGAACACUUGAGCGGUUUCAUGGAACCUAUAAAGUCGGGAGCACCUUGCUCUGCUCCCAACUCAUCUCACUCACACACUCUCUUAGCGACUUAGCCAGCUUUGUACUCUUCAGCGACUUCACUGCAGCUACCUCGCGGCCAUGUCUACGGUGACCCGCGCCUACCUCGACCAGAGGCUCGCCGUCGCAAAGCGCUGCUCCAGAGAGGCCGCCAUGGCAGGAGCCAAGGCUGCGGCCGUCGCCACCGUCGCAGCCGCAGUGCCCACCCUGGCGAGCGUGAGGAUGCUGCCGUGGGCGAAGGCGCACCUGAACCCCGCCGGCCAGGCCCUCAUCAUCUCUACCGUCGCCGGGAUGGCAUACUUCAUCGUCGCCGACAAGACCAUCCUGUCCAUGGCCAGGAAGCACUCGUUUGAGGACGCGCCGGACCAUCUCAAGAACACCUCCUUCCAGUAGUUAGGCUCUAGAUCAAUAAGUGUGCAAUAAACUGUGUGUAGUGUACGCACGUGUCUGCUGAAAGCUACUAUAAUCUUCAGCAACAGAGGUGAGGUGAUGCAGUGCAGAUAGUAGUGUACUGUGCCUCUCUUCGCGAGGAAAACAGUUAUCUGAUGAUAUAAUCAUGUACCUUCUGAGCCAGGAAUCUUUUUUUUUUCGGAAUAGAUCCGCAACUAAAUUACUCCUA
Messenger RNA from Lolium perenne, 699 nucleotides. Its product is annotated as early nodulin-93. NCBI's taxonomy places the organism in Eukaryota, Viridiplantae, Streptophyta, Magnoliopsida, Poales, Poaceae. The record is from RefSeq and is a predicted model, not a curated record.